AGCAAAGUUACACGCUGGACCUCCGUAGCAUCCCCGCCACAGAGACCGCGACGACGAAGCUACAAAGAGCUUUGUCACUCCACACAACAAACAAUUUUUUGAACAAUCAGAAGAAGCUACUUCGGUAGCAUCUUGUUGCAGCCAUGUCGAACAAACAGGGAAAGAUGGCCGGCUACAUCAACUACCGGAUGAGAGCCACUCUCCUUGAUGGUCGUCAGAUGACUGGACAAAUGCUGGCUUUUGACAAGCAUAUGAACCUAGUUCUCGCCGACACCGAGGAGUUUCGGCGCAUCAAGCGAAAGCAGGCCAAACCUGCAGCACCUGGAGCAUCUUCGGCCGGCCAGACGAUCGAACAAGAGGAGAAGCGCACCUUGGGCUUGACGAUUGUUCGGGGCGCACAUAUUGUCUCUCUCUCGGUCGAAUCACCGCCACCUGCCGAUCCGAGCACCCGCCUGGGGAAGCCCACCGCCGGAGGAAUCUCUUCGACUCUCGGCCAGGGCCCUGGUGUGGCACGACCUGCUGGGCGUGGUGCUCCUCCCAUUUCUUUGGCUGGCCCUGCUGCUGGUGUUGGAGGCGCGGUCCCUCCCCCGGCAUUCCCUGGCUUCCCCGGCGCUCCGCCGCCUGGGUUCCCCGGACGUGGUGGACCUCCACCCCCUGGUUUCGCUGGAGGUUUCCCUCAGGCUGGAUUCCCUGGAAACCCGGCGUUCCCCCCGCCUGGUUUCGCACCUGGAGGUGCCCCUCCAUCCGGGUUCAACCCGCCGCCAAGAAGAUAGACAUGGAUGGGCUUGGGUAGCAGUGGUUUGCCUUUAUCUCCGGAUGCAUGUGUUUUAUGUCUUGAGAUGGAGACACGGUCAUCACGUAUUGCUUGUUUUGUCCAAAGGCGACAGGAUACUCAUGGCGUUAAGGGGUACACCGAAAAUCAAACGGUGGGCGGAAUACCUUGACUUGUAUUCUAGCAUAGAUCAGGGAGGAGGAUGCGGACCUCCUGGUCUACAAGGAGUUCUAGGGAAUUACCAGAACCUUGAUGAUGAAGGCAUCAGUUCUCUCCCCGCCCGAUCAUUCUGUUCUCUCGGCUACGGGUGUUGUGGUGCAGGGUGACCUUUUAUUUGAGCACGUGACUUAUAAAAUGUCCCCCCUUGUCUGCAAGGCUGACUGACUGGGAAUGGACGUCCGCGAACC
Phialemonium atrogriseum is the source of this 1179-nucleotide messenger RNA. Its product is annotated as small nuclear ribonucleoprotein. The record is from RefSeq and is a predicted model, not a curated record. Gene Ontology annotation, biological process: mRNA splicing, via spliceosome. The transcript has 5 exons. NCBI's taxonomy places the organism in Eukaryota, Fungi, Ascomycota, Sordariomycetes, Cephalothecales, Cephalothecaceae. Gene Ontology annotation, cellular component: U2-type prespliceosome; U5 snRNP; U2 snRNP. The coding region runs from base 144 to 773 and encodes 209 amino acids. Gene Ontology annotation, molecular function: RNA binding.